Messenger RNA from Diatraea saccharalis (sugarcane borer), 2443 nucleotides. The record is from the annotation of a GenBank genome assembly. NCBI's taxonomy places the organism in Eukaryota, Metazoa, Arthropoda, Insecta, Lepidoptera, Crambidae.
UCUAACAUCACGUACAAGUUUAUAUAGAUCGAGAUGUCAUCACAAUGGGCUAGUUUGCCACUUCUUCCACUGAGAUGUGUAAUGGACCACCUGAGUUUGGAGGAUGCUCUGGCAGCUAUGUCAGUCUGUCAUCAUUGGCAUAGCACUAUGUUGCUAUACGAAGGUCGCAAAGAAACUCUGAAACUUAAAGCAAAACAACUUGAUAAAUGUCUGUACCUGACACGUUUAUUUAGAAAACACACAAACAAACUACAUAUCUAUUUAGAUUGCAAUGAUGAGCAGCUUGACAAGUUCAUGAGUUAUGUGUUGCCACAAUUCUUUGACACACUAAAACUAUACGAAUUGAUAUUCAUAGGACCAAGCUAUAUACAACAAAACCCACACCUUCCAGUUGUUAAGCUAAAAAGGAUAAUAAUAGAGAGUUUGAUCCACAAACAUUCACACAGUCUCCAUAAACUAGCAUUGUUGGGCUGUGAAAUGGGAGUUGCGAAGAAUGAAAAUGAUAGAUUCAUUCACAAGCAUGUAGAGUACUAUUCUCGUCCUCUGUCCUUCUCUGACGUUGCGGUCGCAGCGGACGCUGUACUGACGCGAUCUAACAUUUUGGUGUUUUCCACUUUGCAACAUUUAAUAGUGGACUAUGAGCAAAUAAACACUGAUGCUUUGGAAACUCUCUCUGAAAUCACGUCAUUCUCGCGUCUGACAUUGAACGUGAGAAACAAGCGAGUAGUUAAUUAUACCCCUAUAGAUUGGGAGCGACUCGACGCCUGUUAUCCUAACGGGCUAGAGGUAGCAGUUAAUAUUAUUGCCAUAUCGAUGAAAAAAUUCGAAGAUAUUAUAAAUAACGUAUUGCGUGAGGGCAUGACGCUGACGUCCCUCAAAGUUAUGUAUUGUAAAACGUUGAACCAGCCGUUGUUAGAACAUAUAGUGCGAUUGUACAAGGACACAUUACAAGAGCUAGUGUGGGCGGACGCCCCGUAUGAUUCAUGUGAACCAUGCAACCGUAUAGUGAAGCCGGGCAGGUAUAUACAGUAUGGCAUAUGUAACGUGAACCCGUUCAUCCUGCUGUGUUGGCAGUGCACGCAGUUGCGACGGCUUGUCAUACACGGUUAUUGGGUGUGGCAGUACGACUUGCUAGGUUUCGUGCGUCUCCGCAAGAGCCUUAUGAAAGUGGAGGUGCCGGCGCUGUAUCCGCGCCAGGGACGAUUCGGAACCUCCGCAGCCGCCGUGCGCGUCCUCGCACAGGAUGUCGCGCCACACGUCACGCAACAGUUCGUACAGGAAAUGAACGAAUAUACAGAGUUCAAAUGGAAGCCCACCUCGUGGAAUAAACUGCACCCGGGGCUCCGAGCUAGGGCUUCGCUCGCUCAGCGCAGCGAAUAUGUACUGCAAGAGGCGACGCAACCGUUGGGAGUCACAUAAAUCGACGGUAACGACUGAACCUGCCCCUAAAUAUUAUUAAAAUGAUCAAUACCGUGUCCUUUUGUAAAUUGUUAAUUUAAAUUAAUUUAUAUUCGAAUCAUAAAAUUUACACAGUGUAACUUUUAACAUGGAAACAUUUUUAAGAAAAUGUGAAGUCUGUACAAUUUAUUUUUGUGUAUUAUUAUAUAAAAAAUAUCGUUUUGAAUGGGAAUGACAUGGGUGUCAUUUGAUAACACUAUGCAAUAAGAAAAAAAAUCACCCGUACCCCGAGUGGUAAUUCUUGUACACCUAGUACUUAAUAAACAACAAAAUACAAAUUCACAUUUACGUAUAACGUCUCUAAAGACGAUCGACAAAUUACUUUUUAAACAUUUUUCACCACUAAUACUCAGUGUUAUAGCCGAAUAGCUUUAAAAAUAUUCCAUAUUUAUAUCUAUAUAUUUGUCUUAAGAUGUAUCCGCCAUUUAUCUAUCUAUCCUUCACUACUUCACAUAAUCUCUGUCGUUUAAUUUUCUUUGCCUGGAAGAGAUUAAUGUUCAGUAAUAAGGCCGCCUUUUGUUUACCCCUCCUCUCAAUGGGUUGUUUGAUUUAUUGUAAAGUGUAUUAUUCUAAGUGCAAUAUGUCUAUUAUUAUUAUAUUCAUAGGUAGUACGUUAAGUAGAAGUUUUCGAAUAAGGCUGGUUUAAAAAAAAAAUCAAACCUCUCCAAGCCUCUUAUUUUUAUUACAUUUUGCAGAUAUUUCUCUUGAAGAGAUUUUCCAAUUUUUCGAGGUUAUCGAAUAGUAAAUGAGAGCGAAGCAAGCUGCUAUACUGGAGCUGUAUUUCUAGACUAAAUAAUUUAAGAACUCAUUCGACUGGUAAAUUAGAGCUAAAUUCCACAACUACUAAACUAUCAAAGAUUUAGAAUAGAGGCCGUCCAUUAAUCACGUGAUGUUUUUUCAACAUUUUAUGAACCCCCUCCCGCUUGGUGAUACAUGGUGAGGUUUAAGACUAUCCCCUCCCUCUUUCAACCAAAUUACGUGUAUU